UUUGCUGCCAUUCAUUUCAACAUUGUUGCUCUGGGCCUUCCAGAAUGAUUUUGGCUCUUCCCGGAUAAUUAUUUUGAUGAUCACCUACUCACCUCACAUUGCACGAAAUAACCGGACCCCUCGUUGACGAGCCGACGACGUUACACCCUCCUACCCACCCUCCAACGUCCAGCCUCCGUUCUUCCACCUUCACUUCAACACCGCACCCACCAUGUCCGUUUGGAACCCCGAUAAUAUUCGCGAUGUCGCCGAGUCGGUCGGUGUUGUGAACCUCAGUAAUGAUGUAACCGAGAACCUUGCCCGCGACGUCGAGUACCGCAUCGCGCAGGUCCUGGAAGAAGCCCUCAAAUUCAUGCGCCACAGCCGACGCACGCUACUCACAACACAAGAUGUCGCGCAGGCCCUGCGCGUACUGGACGUGGAGCCACUGUACGGAUACGAGUCUACAAGGCCCUUGCGGUUUGGAGAAGCAUCACUGGGGCCUGGUCAGCCGCUGUUCUACGUGGAGGACGAGGAAGUGGACUUUGAGAAGUUGAUAAAUGCGCCGUUGCCCAGGGUUCCUCGGGAGGUCUCCUUCACAGCCCAUUGGUUGGCGGUUGAAGGUGUACAACCGUCCAUCCCCCAGAAUCCUACGGCGGCCGACUCGAGAAACAUGGAACUGAUGUCCAAGGGACCCAACGCAAGCUCUACAUUGGCGGCCAUGAGUGGAGGAGGAAAUGUCUCUGUCAAGCCCCUGGUGAAGCAUGUGCUUUCCAAGGAGCUGCAGCUAUACUUUGAGAAGGUCUGCAACGCCUUCCUGGACGAGUCCAGUGAGGAGUACAGGACGUCGGGUUAUGCUAGUCUUCGAGAAGACCCUGGGUUACACCAGCUGGUGCCAUAUUUCGUGCAGUUCAUUUCGGAGAAGGUGACGCAUGGGCUGAAGGACGUCUUUGUCCUGACGCAGGUGAUGCACAUGGCCGAGGCUCUGGUACAGAACAAGUCUCUCUACGUGGACCCUUAUAUUGCCUCACUUGUUCCACCGAUUCUGACGUGCCUGAUCGGCCGACAACUCGGUGGCAGUGCUGAAUUGACGGAACAAUUUGCCCUGCGCGACCUUGCGGCAUCGCUUCUGGGCCUUAUCGCCAAGAAAUAUUCCAAUUCGUCGCAUACACUGAAGCCACGCUUGGCCCGGUCGUGCCUGAAGACGUUCCUGGACCCGUCCAAGCCGUUUGGGGCGCACUAUGGCGCGGUGAUCGGACUACAUGCGGUUGGCGGUGCGGAGGCGGUGCGGGUGCUGAUCAUGCCUAAUCUGCCGACGUACGGCAACCUGCUCAAGGAUGGGAUGGCGGAGGAGAGUCCACGCCGGCCGGAAGCAGAGCGGGUGCUUAGCGUGCUGCUGGGGGUGCUGAACACGCUACGGGAGGGCCGGAUGGCACUGGCCAACGGUCAUGGCGCGAUGGUGACGGAUGGCCUUCGAGAUCGGCUGAGUCAGAAAGUGGGCGAGUUCCUGGCCGCAAAGAUUAGUGACGCGGGGGAAGUUGACCUGGCUCAUGCCAUUGUGGAGUCCUCAUCCUGAUUCUACAUUGUCUCUCUCACUACAGCAAGUAGCAUCAUUUGUAUCUACUCUGGAUGUACAUCUUAGGGGGUGGGUGAAGAGGCAUGCGUGAAUCUUUUCUACAUUCUUGUUAGUUAAUUCUUUGUUGCUGGGCAUGGACAGAAUCGGCGUUUUGGGAAAAGGGUGUUUAGAAGGAGGGAAUCGGGGCUAUUCUUGAAUGCUAG
Aspergillus costaricaensis CBS 115574 is the source of this 1758-nucleotide messenger RNA. RefSeq names its product TATA-binding protein-associated factor TAF6. Gene Ontology annotation, molecular function: protein heterodimerization activity; RNA polymerase II general transcription initiation factor activity; transcription coactivator activity. NCBI's taxonomy places the organism in Eukaryota, Fungi, Ascomycota, Eurotiomycetes, Eurotiales, Aspergillaceae. The transcript has 3 exons. Bases 212 to 1555 code for a protein of 447 amino acids. The record is from RefSeq and is a predicted model, not a curated record. Gene Ontology annotation, cellular component: transcription factor TFIID complex; SLIK (SAGA-like) complex; SAGA complex. Gene Ontology annotation, biological process: transcription initiation at RNA polymerase II promoter; RNA polymerase II preinitiation complex assembly.